ACUGAAGGUUUCUCUGAAGCUUAAUCUUCAAGAUGAAGCUCUUAGUAGCAGUUUUCUUUUUCGUCUCAUUCUCCUUAUGGGUUGAAGAAGUCUGUUCCAAAGAGAAGUCUUCAAAGAAAGGAAAGGGGAAAAAGAAGCAAUACCUAUGUCCAUCCCAGCAAUCAGCUGAAGACCUUGCAAGAGUACCUGCUAAUUCUACCAGCAAUAUCUUGAAUAGGCUAUUGCUCAGUUAUGAUCCCAGGAUAAGACCUAACUUCAAAGGAAUUCCAGUCGAUGUUGCAGUCAACAUCUUCAUUAACAGCUUUGGGUCAAUUCAAGAAACAACUAUGGAUUACAGAGUCAACAUCUUUCUAAGACAGAAGUGGAAUGACCCCAGACUCAAACUUCCCAAUGACUGGAGAGGUUCAGAUACACUGACAGUGGAUCCAACUAUGUUUAAAUGUCUCUGGAAGCCAGACUUAUUCUUUGCAAAUGAAAAGAAUGCCAACUUCCAUGAUGUCACACAAGAAAAUAUCCUUCUUUUUAUAUUUCGAGAUGGAGAUGUCCUAGUCAGCAUGAGAUUGUCUAUUACUCUAUCAUGCCCUUUGGACUUGACGUUGUUUCCUAUGGAUACACAGCGCUGCAAGAUGCAAUUGGAAAGCUUUGGUUACACAACUGAUGACUUACGGUUUAUCUGGCAGUCUGGAGAUCCUGUACAGCUAGAGAAAAUUGCUCUGCCUCAGUUUGAUAUUAAAAAGGAGGAUAUUGAAUACGGUAACUGUACCAAGUACUAUAAAGGCACAGGUUAUUACACUUGUGUAGAAGUAAUCUUCACUUUAAGAAGACAAGUUGGAUUUUACAUGAUGGGUGUUUAUGCUCCUACACUGCUAAUUGUUGUUCUGUCCUGGCUGUCAUUUUGGAUCAAUCCUGAUGCAAGUGCUGCAAGAGUCCCACUGGGUAUUUUCUCAGUGCUGAGCUUGGCAUCUGAAUGUACCACUCUUGCUGCUGAACUUCCCAAAGUGUCUUAUGUGAAGGCCUUAGAUGUCUGGCUGAUUGUUUGCCUUCUCUUUGGGUUUGCAUCCCUGGUGGAGUAUGCUGUGGUUCAGGUAAUGCUAAACAAUCCAAAGAGAAUUGAAGCUGAAAAAGCAAAGAUUGCCAAGGCAGAGCAAGCGGAAGGGAAGGGUGGAAAUGCUGCCAAGAAGAACACUGUGAAUGGUACAGGGACUCCUGUCCACAUCAGCACUUUACAGGUUGGUGAGACCAGAUGCAAAAAAGUUUGCACUUCGAAAUCUGAUCUGAGAUCCAAUGAUUUCAGCAUCGUUGGAAGCUUGCCAAGGGAUUUUGAAUUGUCGAAUUAUGACUGUUACGGGAAGCCCAUUGAAGUCAACAAUGGGCUCGGGAAAUCUCAAGCCAAGAACAACAAGAAGCCUCCUCCUCCCAAGCCUGUCAUUCCAUCAGCAGCAAAGAGAAUCGAUCUUUAUGCAAGAGCACUGUUCCCUUUUUGCUUCUUGUUCUUCAACGUCAUAUAUUGGUCCAUAUAUUUAUGA
This is a messenger RNA of Melopsittacus undulatus (budgerigar), 1526 nucleotides long. It is a transcript of the gene GLRB, whose product is annotated as glycine receptor beta. The record is from RefSeq and is a predicted model, not a curated record. Gene Ontology annotation, molecular function: glycine binding; extracellularly glycine-gated chloride channel activity; transmitter-gated monoatomic ion channel activity involved in regulation of postsynaptic membrane potential. The transcript is spliced from 9 exons. Gene Ontology annotation, biological process: neuropeptide signaling pathway; regulation of membrane potential; chloride transmembrane transport. Bases 33 to 1526 code for a protein of 497 amino acids. Gene Ontology annotation, cellular component: neuron projection; synapse; postsynaptic membrane. NCBI's taxonomy places the organism in Eukaryota, Metazoa, Chordata, Aves, Psittaciformes, Psittaculidae.